GGACAUUGUACAUACAUACACGAGAGUUUGGCCGAAAUGUAAUUUUCAAGAUUGAUUUUAUCUACCAAGAAAUCAAUCAAUACUUCCCGAAGCAUACAAAAAAUAGAAAAUUAUUGAGAGUCGGCUCUUUGGAUCCUAACAACACGUGAAAAAGAGCUAAAACACAAAGGACUUAAGAUGGCACAUGUGAAGGCAAAGCACACGCUUCACAGUGGAAUUUUUCACCCUUUAUUACGAAAAUGGCAAUCACCAAAUGUGGAGAUAACUGCAAAUAAUCUUAUGUACCCUAUUUUUGUACUAGAUGAUCCAAAUGGCAAAGAUCCAAUUGACAGUAUGCCUGGUGUUCAUCGCUAUGGCAUUAAUCAAAUAAAAAUAUUGUUGGAACCGUUAAUAGCAAAAGGUUUGCAGUCCAUAUUAUUGUUUGGUGUUCCAAAUAAAUUGGAAAAAGAUAAGAAUGCUACUAAUGCUGAUAGUAUGAAGAACCCUAUAAUUCAGGUUCUACCUUUACUAAGGAAGGAAUUUCCUCAUUUAAUAAUUGCGUGUGACGUAUGCCUAUGUGCUUACACUGAGCAUGGUCAUUGUGGAAUUCUGAACAGUGAUGGUACAAUAAACAACAAAGAAAGUAUCAAGCGUAUUGCAGAGGUUGCUGUUGCUUAUGCCAAAACAGGAGCCCAAAUCAUAGCACCAUCUGAUAUGAUGGAUGGUAGAAUAGGAUCUAUAAAGAGUGGUCUUGCUGCGGCUGGCUUAUCAAACAAAGUGGCUGUACUAUCAUAUGCCGUUAAAUUUGCAUCAGGAUUUUAUGGCCCGUUCAGAGAUGCCUCAAAGUCUGCUCCUCAAUUUGGAGAUAGACAGUGUUAUCAGUUACCACCAGGCAGUAAUGGAUUGGCUGCUAGAGCAGCGGCUCGCGAUGUUGAAGAAGGUGCCGAUAUGCUUAUGGUAAAACCAGGUCUUGCAUAUUUGGACGUAGUGCGACACACAAAAGACGCUCAUCCCGAAUACCCAAUGUUUGUCUAUCAAGUAUCUGGUGAAUAUGCAAUGCUUUACCAUGGAGCUCAGAAUGGUGCUAUAAAUUUGGAAAGCGUUUUGAAGGAAGUUUUACUAUCUAUGCGACGAGCUGGUGCUGAUUGUAUAAUAACGUAUUUUACACCGUUAAUCUUAGACAUGUUAAAACCAAAAUGUAAAUAUUAAUUUAGUGGACAUUUGCUAGAACUUAAUUUCCUAAAAUGCUGAAAAAAGUUCAAGGAGUCUAUAAUAGUUUCAUUAAUCAUUGGAACGUUUUUAAAUCACUCAACAAACUGAUUUAAAAAUUGGCGAUUCAUUUAUUGAUAAAGUUCAUUUAUUCCUUACUUUUGUGAAGGAAGAACUUCGACAGUAUAACGCAUAAUACAUUAUAUGUUUCUUGAAAUGAAUUUACAAUUAUCAUGGAUCAUUUGUACAUGGGAAUUGUAUAUAUUGAUGAAAGUUUUUAUAACGGAGAUCGGUAACAAAUAAGAGAUUACAUUUGAAGUUUAUACAUACAUUUACAUCAUGAAACUUUCCUAUUUAAAAGUAUUCAUUUAUAACGCUCGGGACUUACGGAAAACAGUUUCUAUAUACAAUACGCUAUGUAGAACAGCUAAUAAGAAUAAAUAAUGUAUUACAUACUACA
Messenger RNA from Cephus cinctus (wheat stem sawfly), 1648 nucleotides. RefSeq names its product delta-aminolevulinic acid dehydratase (gene Pbgs). Bases 178 to 1188 code for a protein of 336 amino acids. Lineage: Eukaryota; Metazoa; Arthropoda; Insecta; Hymenoptera; Cephidae. Gene Ontology annotation, molecular function: zinc ion binding; porphobilinogen synthase activity. Gene Ontology annotation, cellular component: cytosol. The transcript is spliced from 6 exons. Gene Ontology annotation, biological process: heme biosynthetic process. The record is from RefSeq and is a predicted model, not a curated record.